UUCUUUCGCAUCUACCGCGGACACGGAGUCACAAGUUCUGUUCUAACAGCGUCUGUCUGGUGAAAUCGUCAUGAAGUUGUACGCGUUUGUGCUACUGUCCGCCAUGGCUCUGGCCCGCGGACAGACCAUGGACAAUUGCCUGGAGAAGGACAGCAUCUCCUGCGUGCAGAAGAACCUGUACAGGAGGGCCAAGGAGUUCUUCGACAAGGACAGCUUCGAGAUCUUCAGUGGUGUUAGCCUGGUGAAGAGCGCGGACGCUCAGACGAGAGGAUCCAGGACUGGCAAGGAAUUGAUCUACGACCAGGAGAUCGACGCGGCUAACAGUGUCUCGGACAGGCAGGACGCCCUUGUGAAUUUCGUGAGCGAGGGUGCCGGCGAGUUCCUCACUGGACGCAGUCUCAGGAUUAACUUCACUCCUAUCAUCGAAAAGAUAGGAACCACUGCACGUGCCUUUAGUGACUCCGCGCCUGAAGAGGUCCGAGAGGCUGUAGACUUAGUCGUCGAAGGUCGAGGCAAGAAGAAGCAGCUGAAGCAGCUCCUGCCCCUCUUGCUCGCGGCGAAAGCGAAAAUUGGAGCCCUGGCCACCUUGGCAUACUUCGUCACAGGCUUCAUCGCCAAAAAGGCCAUCUUCGUAUCCCUUAUUUCACUGGCCAUCUCCGCUUUCAUUGGCUUGAAGGCUCUCUGGGCUAAGGGAGGCCACCACGACGUCACCCCUUACCACGGGUGGAGCAGCGGCCCAGCUUCCGGGGGAUGGUCAGCCCCAGUUUCAUCGGGUGGUUGGUCUUCGGGUGGAUCGUCAUGGGACGACGGUCACGGAUACGCACAGAGCCAAGCCUACUCUGGCUACCAUCACUAAUUCCCUACGAAAUUGACUCUUCCUUCGUUUCAUCCUUCCCUUUUCACCCUUUCCCUGCCCUUCCACUUGUCUCUUCCUCCUCUCGUCGAUCCACAGGACACGGGCAAAAUUAUCUAGGUAAAAGUUUCG
Messenger RNA from Hylaeus volcanicus, 985 nucleotides. RefSeq lists its product as uncharacterized. The coding region runs from base 71 to 856 and encodes 261 amino acids. NCBI's taxonomy places the organism in Eukaryota, Metazoa, Arthropoda, Insecta, Hymenoptera, Colletidae. The record is from RefSeq and is a predicted model, not a curated record. The transcript is spliced from 3 exons.